Molecule: messenger RNA, 477 nt
Organism: Dentiscutata erythropus
Lineage: Eukaryota; Fungi; Glomeromycota; Glomeromycetes; Diversisporales; Gigasporaceae
Source: the annotation of a GenBank genome assembly
AUGUCUUCUUCACAUCAGACAAUCUCUGACGAACAUGCCCAUAUAUACAGGGAAUACUUUCGCGCUCUUUUAAACAAAGAAGGGAUACUCUGUGACGAAAAUAUGGUCGCAAUUUAUGGUUCUUUAAAAUUCAUAUUGUGCUGUCAAUGGCGUGAAAAAAAUCCCAUUGGGGCGGCUGAAAUUCAAACCUUUAAUCAUAGUUUGUCCUCUCAACAUCAUGGUGGUAUUGGUGUUUACGUAACACCCACAGGAUAUUCACAGGGUGCAAUCAAAGAGGCCAUGAAUUCUUCAACGAAGAUUUUAUUAUGCACAGACAAGGAUAUUAUUGAGUGCAUUAAAUUAACUGAAGCCAACUUCAAAAAAAUUCAUCCAUUAAACUAUGACGACGUCGUAAUUGAAGGGUUAAAUUUCGAGAGAGGUGAAAUCAAAUCAAUUCGAAAGAUCACAAUGAAGCAAAGAGCAUUCGUACCGUAUUAG